AUGAAUGCAACAUCUGAGAUUCCAUGUAAAUACUUUUCCAAAAAUGCUUGCAGUAAAGGAGAUUAAUGUAGAUUCUUACAUGACCCAAGCUUAAUUUAAAAUAUUAAUUUAGAAGAAAAUAGUGAUGAAAAAUAAUAAAAUAAAAAAAAUUAUGGAUUUGAAAAUUAUAAAAAGCCUAUUUAUAAUUAGAAAGAACAAACGUUUGAAGAUUAAGAUUCUAAAAGUGAUAAAAUAAGCAAGAAAGAUUCAAAAUUUAAGUUAAAUUUAAAAAAAAAAAAUGAUAAUUUUUAAUACAAUAACUAAAUGAAAUAAAAUGAGAGAUCUUAAAUACAUAAUAAUGAGAAAUGUAACAAAUAUAAAAUAAGUCAUAGAAUCAUAAAAUGAUUUUAGAGAUUCAAAAUAAAAAUAGAAAAAUAAUGUUAAUUCUGAUAGAUGGGAGAGAAAUUAAGAAAAUGAUGAAGAUAAAUAAGAUUUCAAAAAUAAUUAUACAAGAGGAAGAGGAAAUUUAUAAUUUUAAGAUUAUAGAAAUGAUCAAGUAAAUUUUAGGAGAGGAUUUAAUCGAUAAGAAUAAAGAGGAUUCUAAAAUUAUGAUGCUCGUAAAGAUGAUUUUCAAGAUGAGGAACAUAUGUAAAAUAUACAAAAAAGAAUUAAAAAGAAUGUUGUAGUUGCUAAGAAAAUAUUAAAAUUAGAGUAAAGUAUAGAAAUAUAUGAAAUUGUUAAGAUAAUUGGAUUUUACAAUUAAUAAUUAAUUAUUUUGAAAGCAAAUCAAAUUGAAUUUUAUAAUAUUCCAUUUAAAAGAAACGGAACUGAUAUUUUAGAUGAUAGUCUAAAAACAAGUUUAGAUCAUUGGGAUAAGAUUUUAUUAAAUGGUUGGAUUUAAGAAUAAUCAGAUGGCAGAUUUAAUUUAAUAGUUGAAUUUAUAAGAAAAAGUGAAAAGAUCAAAAAUUUACUUAUUUAUCCUAUUUUGUUUUAAUAGGAAUCACAUAUUCUUAUAAAUGAAGUAACAAUAAAAAAUAUAGUAUUUGCUGAAAAAGAAUAAGAUCUUAUUUUAACAUUUUGUUAAGAUGGUUUGAUAAGGAUAUUUUAAUAUUGCGAAGAUUAAUAUAAAUUCAUGUAGCAUUACAAUUUAGAUUAAACAAUAGAAACAGUUAUAAAAGUGGGAAGCAAUUAUUUAAUUGGAACAAGAAAAUAAAAAAUAUUUAUAUUUGAUGGAUUAGAAAUUCAGUCAAUCUAAUACUAAUUCGAUAAAAUUUGCACACAAAUGGUUAUUGAUUUUAAUAGAGUGAUAUUAAAGUUUGAUAAUGAAACUGAAUCUUCAAUAUACAUUUUAACAUAAAAUCUAAAAGUAAAUGGACCUAUGUAUAAUGGAUCAAAGAUCGAUUGCUUAGAUAUAAUUAGGAGUUAUGAAAAUGAAAAAUUAUUUAUUUUCAGCAUUGAGAAUUCAGUAGAGACAUUUAUAGAAAUUGACAAUAAGUUAUAAAUCUUUGAUAAGCUUUAGAAUUAAAACAUCAAAAAUAUCUAAAAGUUUGAGAUGAAAAAUUAAAAUAUGUUGAUUUAAAAAUAUAUAGUAGGGAAUAAUAAUUUAAAUCUUAAAUUAUAUAGUAUUAUCCCUGAAGAAUGA
Messenger RNA from Paramecium sonneborni, 1621 nucleotides. The record is from the annotation of a GenBank genome assembly. NCBI's taxonomy places the organism in Eukaryota, Ciliophora, Oligohymenophorea, Peniculida, Parameciidae.